Molecule: messenger RNA, 5238 nt
Organism: Phymastichus coffea
Lineage: Eukaryota; Metazoa; Arthropoda; Insecta; Hymenoptera; Eulophidae
Gene: Spt6
Product: transcription elongation factor SPT6
Exons: 16
Coding region: 127-5190 (1687 amino acids)
Biological process (GO): transcription elongation by RNA polymerase II; nucleosome organization; transcription elongation-coupled chromatin remodeling
Cellular component (GO): transcription elongation factor complex
Molecular function (GO): histone binding; nucleosome binding; DNA binding
Source: RefSeq, a predicted model, not a curated record
CGUCGCCGUGUCGAGCGAAUUGCUGUUGCUGUUUUCUCGUCUCGGCGAAGAUUUUCAUCUUCAAGAUUUACUGGGUAGCUUUAAAACUCGUCCGUCGCUUCAUAGCAGUUAAAAACAGCCAGCACCAUGGCUGACUUCCUAGACUCGGAAGCUGAAGAAAGCGAGGAUGAGAUGCUUGAUAAAAAUGACAAAAAAAGACUAAAGAAAAUCCAAGAUUCAGAAAGUGAAGAAGAAGAUGAUGAGGAGAAGUUGCGUGAAGAGUUAAAAGACUUGAUUGAUGAUAAUCCUAUUGAGGAAGAAAGUGAUGGGGAUGACAGUGAUGCAUCGCAAAAUUCCAAGAAACGUAAAAAAAGCGAUGAUGAAGAUUUUGAUGAUCGUUUAGAUGAUGAAGACUAUGAUGUUAUUGAAGAAAAUUUAGGUGUAAAAGUUGAAAGAAAAAGAUUUAAACGUUUAAAAAGAAUUGAUGAUGAAGAAUCUGAAGAUGAAGGACAAGAUCAGGAAGCUGAGCAGGACAGAGAUGCUAUUGCUAAUGAAUUGUUUGAUGGAGGAUCUGGUGAUGAAAGGGAUGCACUAGUGGAAGAUGAAAGAAGUGAACGCAGCCAUAGACCAGUGGCUGAAACUUAUGAUGAUGUAGGAAGUGAAGAGGAGUCAGAUGCUGAUGAUUUUAUUGUUGAUGAUGAUGGCGAACCAAUUCGUAAACCUGGUCCAAGGAAAAAGCACAUUUUUAAUGAUGUGGCAUUACAAGAAGCUCAAGAUAUUUUUGGUAUUGAUUUUGAUUAUGAUGAAUUUGAGAAAUAUGGUGAUGAUUAUGAGGAAGAUGAAGAAGAAGAGGAGGAGGAUGAAUAUGCAGAAGAUGAUGAUGCAGAACGUCUCAAAAAGACAAAAAAAGCAGCUAAGAAGAAAGCUACAAAAAAAAGUAUUUUUGAAAUUUAUGAACCUAGUGAGUUGAAACGUGGCCAUUUCACUGAUUUAGAUAAUGAGAUACGUACAACCGAUAUUCCUGAGCGAAUGCAACUUAGAUCUGUACCAGUGACUCUUGCCUCAGAAGAAGAGCUUACAACAGAAGCACAGUGGAUCUAUAAUCAAGCAUUUGAACGCAAGACUGUUUCCAUACAAGAUGCUCAUUUAAACGCAGAAGCUAAAGAGCGCGCCAGAAAAGGGCCCCAAGCGGUAUCUAAAAUCAAAAAGGCUCUUGACUUCAUGAGAAAUCAGCAUUUCGAAGUUCCAUUUAUCUCUUUCUAUCGAAAAGAAUACGUUCUACCAGAAUUGAAUAUCAACGAUCUUUGGAAAAUUUACAAAUACGACGCCAAGUGGUGCCAACUACGUCAACGCAAAGAAGCUCUACUUGUUCUUUUUCGAAAAAUGAAGCGUUACCAAGAAGAUCAUAUUAUGAAAGAUAUAGAUGCGCCUCUUCCAGAAAACAUGAGACUAAUAGAAGAUGAGGAUAUUAAACAACUUGAGAAUGUACAGACAACUGAAGAAUUAAACGACUCUUAUCAUCAUUUCAUGUUAUAUUAUAGCCAUGAAAUACCAAAAAUGCAAGAGAUUGUUAGGAAACAGGAAAAAGAAAAACGGCACUUGGAAAGAAUAGCUAGACGAAAACAGCAAAUAACUGAGGCAGAGGAGAACGGAGAAGAGCCACCACCCGAAGAACCUGAAGAUGUGGAAGAAGAAGAGAAUGAUGAGACAUUAAAACAAGCUGUUCGUACUGGUCCUUAUUCCAUUUGCCGCAGAGCUGGGUUAGACAGUUUAGCCAAGAAGUUUGGUUUACCACCAGAACAGUUUGCUAAAAAUCUCAGCGAAGAGUACCAGAUUUACGAGGUUGACCAAGAACCGACUGAGCCGAAUGUCGUUGCUGCAGAGUUUAUCAAUGAAAAGUUCUCAACUACGGAAGAAGUACUUAAAGCUGCACAACUGAUGGUAGCUAUGCAAAUAGCAAGAGAACCUUUGGUUAGAGAAUCGGUUAGAAAAAUGUACAAAGAGAAGGCAAAGAUCUCUGUGCGGCCAACGAAGAAAGGUAUCAAGAUUAUUGAUGAAAAUCAUCCUAUCUAUACUAUGAAAUACGUGAAAGGCAAGCCUGUAAGAGACCUUGUAGGAGAUCAGUAUUUGAAACUUGCAAUGGCACAAGAUGAUAAAUUAAUCACAAUAAGCUUUUCCGAUCAAAUUGAAGGAAAUACGACCAAUAACUACGUAGAACAAAUGAAACAACUUUACUACAGAGAUGAAUUCAGUAAAAACGUUCAAGAAUGGAAUGACCUUCGCGUGGGAAGUGUAGAAAUGGCUUUGACGAAAAUGGUCAUACCAGACCUGAAAAAGGAGCUGCAUUCGAUAUUGUUGACUGAAGCCAAGGACUGUGUAAUGCGAUCAUGCGCUCGCAAAAUGUAUAAUUGGAUAAAAAUUGCACCGUACAGUUGUGAAUACCCCGACGAAGAAGACGAAGAAUGGGAUACCACGAAAGGUAUUCGCGUUAUGGGCUUAGCUUAUGUAUCAGAUUUUUCAGUGGCAGCGUUUGCAUGUAUGAUUGCCCCUGACGGCGAGUGUACUGACUAUUUGAAAUUACCGCACAUUCUUAAAAGAAAGAACAGUUUUCGAGAAUCCGAUAAAGUCAUGAAGGAGGCCGAUCUUUUGGCAAUCAAAAAUUUCAUUGCAACAAAGAAACCUCAUACAGUUGUGAUUGGAGGAGAAUCCAGAGAUGCACUGAUGAUCGCGGAAGAUGUUAAAGAAGUGAUCGCAAGUUUGGUUGCAGACGAACAGUUUCCAAAUAUUGGUGUAGAGAUCAUGGAUAACGAACUUGCGGCUAUUUACUCCAACAGUCAUAAAGGUAUCUCUGAAUUCAGAGACUAUCCGGAACUUUUGCGUCAAGCAAUUUCACUAGCGCGUCGUUUACAAGACCCAUUAGUCGAAUUUUCGCAAUUGUGCAACGCCGAUGAUGAAAUUCUUUGUCUAAAAUUCCAUAGCUUACAAGACCAACUACCCAAAGAAGAUUUGCUUGAAAAUAUUUGUUUAGAAUUUGUAAAUCGAGUAAACGAAGUUGGCGUUGAUGUUAACAAAGCUGUGCAACAGCCUUACUCGGGUAAUCUUGUGCAAUUUGUGGCUGGUUUAGGCCCGAGGAAGGGACAGUAUCUAAUGAAGACUCUGAAGCAGACAAAUCAACGACUGGAAAACCGUACGCAGCUCGUUACAUUGUGUCACAUGGGGCCCAAAGUGUUUAUUAACUGCGCGGGUUUCAUUAAAAUCGAUACAAAUAGUUUGGGUGACAGCACGGAAGCCUAUGUCGAAGUUCUCGAUGGGUCACGUGUUCAUCCUGAAACGUACGAGUGGGCGAGGAAAAUGGCUGUGGACGCGUUGGAAUAUGAAGAUGAAGAAACAAAUCCUGCGGGUGCGUUAGAAGAGAUUCUUGAGUCUCCUGAAAGAUUGAAAGAUUUGGAUCUUGAUGCAUUUGCCGAAGAACUUGAGAGACAGGGCUUCGGAAAUAAAUGUAUCACGCUCUACGAUAUUCGUUCAGAGCUCAAUUGUAGAUACAAAGAUUUGCGAAUUCCAUACCAAUCCGCGACACCCGACAAACUUUUUGAUAUCCUUACAAAGGAAACUCCAGAAACCUUUCACAUUGGUAAGCUCCUUGAAGCUACAGUCGUAGGAAUCAGCUAUAAGAAACCCAAAGGCGAGCAAUUAGAUCAAGCCAAUCCUGUACGUAAUGAUGACACUGGUUUAUGGCAGUGUCCAUUCUGUUUGAAAAAUGAGUUUCCCGAGCUCUCGGAGGUAUGGAAUCAUUUUGACGCCGGUGCCUGUCCAGGAAAAGCAACUGGUAUUAGAUUACGUCUAGACAAUGGAAUAUCCGGUUAUAUUCACAUUAAGAAUUUAUCAGAUAAACAUGUUGUCAAUCCAGAGGAAAGAGUUCGUAUAGGUCAUCGAAUUCACUGUCGGAUCAUUAAAAUUGAAACCGAUAGGUUUGGCGUUGAGGCUACCAGUAAAAGUAGCGAUUUGGCCGAUAAAAAUAAUGAAUGGAGGCCGCCAAAAGAUCCUUACUACGAUAAUGAAACCGAAGGCAAAGACAAUUUAGUCGAAGAAGAGGCAAAGAAGACAAAACAAAGACAAAUUUAUGUAACUCGCGUAAUCAUUCAUCCAUCGUUCAAAAAUAUCACAUACGCUGACGCGGAGAAGCUGAUGCAGAGUAUGCAACAGGGUGAGGUAAUAAUUCGUCCCUCGAGUAAAGGAGACGAUCACUUGACUGUCACGUGGAAGGUCACCGACGACGUGCACCAACACAUCGAUGUUCGCGAGGAAGGCAAAGAAAACAAAUACUCGCUUGGGCGUAGUUUGUGGAUCGGCAAUGAAGAAUUUGAAGAUCUCGAUGAAAUCAUUGCUAGGCAUAUCAAUCCUAUGGCUGCAUAUGCUUCCGAGCUUUUGGAAUUUAAAUACUUCAAACCACAUGUUAUGGGUAUGAAAGACAAAGCGGAAGAGAUACUUAAAGAAUCAAAGAGAGAAAAUCCUGGUGGCAUUCCUUAUGUCGUUUCUGCAGCUAAGAAUUAUCCUGGAAAAUUCAUGCUAUCUUAUCUUCCUCGUACGCGAUGUCGCCACGAGUACAUUUCCGUAACUCCAGAUGGUUUUAAAUUUAGAGGUAAUAGUUUUUCUCGAGUGGGUGAUCUGUUCCGUUGGUUCAAGGAACAUUUUAGGGAUCCGAUUCCUGGUCAAGCUACUCCAAGUACACCGAGAGUGUACCACACUACACCUGGCAUGAACAUGAAUGGAAUGAAUCAAGAAACUAUACAGGCAGUUGCUCGACAAUUGCCCCGUGCAGUCAUGCACUCGUUAUCACAAGUGGCGAACCAUACUCCGCACUAUCCACAAACACCAGGCGCUGCCAGUACCGCCACUGGUUAUGGUAUACAUGGUACUCCAUAUGCUAUCAAUACACCGUAUACACCGUCCGGGCAGACGCCCUACAUAACUCCUUAUCAAACACCUGCUAAUCCGACACCUCGUUACGGAGAAUCAACUCCUAGUAGUCACAACAUGUCUGGACACCAAUUCACUGGAGUUAAUGAAGCCGAUUGGAGGAGAGCUGCUGAAGCUUGGGCCAGACAUACUUCAAGACCGGGAACCAAUCAAGGAACUCCACACACAAAUUCCAGUCCAAGAAGUAUGUCACUAAGUGGAGAUGGUACGCCUUUGUACGACGAAAGCCUCUAAUUAUGUAAUUAGUUUCAUUGUAUUUAUGUAAAUGACAUUAUAAUUAUA